AUGGUAGAAUUUGCAGGUUAUUUAAUGCCUGGUCAAUACAAUAAUCUUUCUAUUAUGGACUCUGUUAAAUACACGCGCUCGAAUGUUGGAAUAUUUGAUAUUUCUCAUAUGCUUCAGGAAUUUUUGGAGAGUUUGACACCGGCUGAUAUUCAAAAUAUGCAAUUAGAUGCAGGGGCUUUGAGUGUUUUUACCAAUUCUGAGGGAGGAAUAAUUGAUGAUCUGAUUGUUGUAAGAACUAGUGACGAUUUUUUAUUUUUGGUUUCAAAUGCUGCUAGAAGGGAAGUUGAUCUUUUACAUAUGCAGGAAAACGUUGACAAGUUUCACAAACAUUCAAAGGAUGUCCAGUUAAAUAUUCUCAAUGACAGAGCUCUUAUUGCUAUUCAAGGUCCUCAAAUGGUUAAUUUAUUGCAACCAGAGACAGAUAUUAAGCUUGAUAAGUUAUUUUUCAUGCACUCGGCGAAAGGAAAGGUUUGUGGAAUUGAUGAUUGUAGAGUAACUAGAUGUGGAUAUACUGGAGAGGAUGGUGUUGAGAUAUCUGUUAAUCAAAAUUAUGCAGAAUUAAUUAUUGACAAUUUAUUACAUUCAAAGAAUGCACAACCAAAAUUAAUUGGAAUUGCAGCCAGAGAUAUUUUGAGAGUGGAAGCGGGGCUUUGCCUUUAUGGAAAUGAAUUAAAUGAAGAAAUAACACCCAUUGAGGCUGGAAUUAAUUUUGUUAUUGGUGAUUUUUUAAAUUAUAUGUUUUUUAAAAUUUCUCUAGCUAAACAAAGGCGAGGUUCUCUUGGUUUCCCUGGAGCAGAAAAAAUUAUUGAACAAAUAAAUAAAAAGAAUUUUACAAAGAAAAGAGUUGGACUUGUAGCAGAAGGAGGGAAAGUACCAAGAGCUGGAAUGUCUGUCAUUGACCUUUCAAAUAAUGAAAUUGUGGGUAUUGUUACUUCUGGUUGUCCUUCACCUUGUUUAGGAAAGAACAUUGCAAUGGCUUAUUUGAAAAAGGAAUGGACUAAACCUGGAAAUAUUCUUGGAGUUAGAAGUGGAUCAGAAAAUAAAUUAAACAAAAUUACUCAAAUAGAGGUUGUCAAGUUGCCUUUUGUGAAGACUAAAUAUUUUAUAAAUUAA
Meloidogyne enterolobii is the source of this 1113-nucleotide messenger RNA. Lineage: Eukaryota; Metazoa; Nematoda; Chromadorea; Rhabditida; Meloidogynidae. The record is from the annotation of a GenBank genome assembly.